Molecule: messenger RNA, 6609 nt
Organism: Myxocyprinus asiaticus (Chinese sucker)
Lineage: Eukaryota; Metazoa; Chordata; Actinopteri; Cypriniformes; Catostomidae
Product: DNA repair protein XRCC4-like
Exons: 8
Coding region: 129-1097 (322 amino acids)
Biological process (GO): double-strand break repair via nonhomologous end joining; immunoglobulin V(D)J recombination; positive regulation of ligase activity
Cellular component (GO): DNA-dependent protein kinase-DNA ligase 4 complex; DNA ligase IV complex; nucleus
Molecular function (GO): DNA binding
Source: RefSeq, a predicted model, not a curated record
CGGAAAACAGGAAGCACGAAUUGUCAAAUCAGCCGGAAAAACAGAGGAAAUGAAAGCAAAUGCAGCUGGUGGAGUGUGUUAAUUUGAAUUGAAACCCGCUUAUUAUACGAUAUACAUUUCUUCCCGGAAUGAGGAGUCGCAGCACCAGUAUACGUCAGAUAUCCAUCACCUCUGAGCCUCAUCGUACAUUCUUUCUCAAGCUUGAUUGGGCUGAAGAUCUCGGAUCUGGCUUUGUCAUUCUUCUUUCUGAUGGUGUUUCUGCAUGGAGUGGUGAAGUUUCUAAGGAGGAUGUGUCCCGGGAAGCUCAGGAGAUAGAUAUCGAGAGGGACCGGUAUGUUUGUGACCUGCACCUGGCUCUGACCGGAGAGGGACAGGUAGAGGACAGGGAGUACACCUUCCACCUGGCACCUGAGAGACCCGGCAGCCCCCUGCUGCAGCUGUCUUAUGAGAAGAUGCAGAGUGACAUCUCGUUCAGGCUUGGUGUGGUGGAGCUGCAGGCUGUGCCGGAGCCUACUGAAGUCAUAAGGGAGCUCAUUAGUCAUGGCCUGGAGCUGAGCACAUGUCUACAGGCCAAAAACCAGCACCUGCUUGAGGACAACCAGAAACUAAGAAGAGAGCAGGAGCACAUCACCACAGAAAUGGAAAAGUACAUACAAGGAAAGGAGACCCUCGAGAGGGACCUCUACAGUCGCUUUGUGCUGGUCCUAAACGAGAAGAAGGCCAAAAUUCGAGCUUUGCAGGAGAGAGUCAAAGAACUUCAGCACUCUGUUGACGAGGAUAGGCUGAGGAAGAAAGCGGGAAGUGAAGACCAAGAGGUGAUUGAAACCGCGGCAGAAAAUAGCCUACGGGAAGAGAGCGAUUACAGAGAUGAUGAACAAGAGGAAGAUGAUUCCAUAUGCCCUGAGCCAAAGCCUCUUAUACAAGAGAUGCCAGAAAGCAGCCCGAUGGACGACAGUCUGAAUGACAUCACAGAUGUGGCCCCCUGCCGCAAACGUCGCCAUCGCCAUAUGCAACAGCUGGAGAAUCAAGCCAAACGAGCAAUUCUGGACCAGCAACAGAGAUCCAGGUCAAAAAGAUGGAAGUCAAAACAAUAUUAGAGGACUCAGUGAGGCAUCUGAACUUGUGAUCCAGUAACUAAUGGUCUGAAUAGCCAUUUUAAAACACAAGAAGAGGGAGACAGCUCACAGAGAAAGAAAGAGAGAGAAAGGGAGAUGGCAAGAAGACAGAGAUGGAUUCAUUUAGCCCCUGGCUCAAAGAUUGCAGUUCUACAGUUUCGCAGCACCUGCCUAGAGAUGGAUCUGGCACAGCUUGACAACCGACAACAGUCAACCCAGUUACACUGCAUUAAUCCAGCAUUCAGCUUGUUUGCUGACGUUCGCUUUGUGUUGCUUUCGUUCAGGCAAUGUUAUAGCUAACAGCGAAUUACCCUUGCAAAAGUAUUGUAUCAAGCUCUAACAAACACUAACAGUAGUGUUUUUGGACAGUUGAAAAGACUUUGCAGUGUUGGUUAUUUUAUUUGUUUCAUCCCUGAAAAAGCGCUGUUAUGUAGCAUGUGAUCCAAACAUGCUUCAUAAAUUGUCCUGGAUUUUACAUAGUCCAAAACUACUACUAUAACCCUAAUUAAAUCAUCUAUUGUUUAACAGUGCAAUCUUAUUGGUCAAAAAUCCUGCUACCCAUAGCUGUAUAUUAAAUGUAAGCAACCUGAUCUAACAGAAUCACAUUACUGUACCUACAUUCUUGCAAAAGUCGCUCGUUGUGAGCGAGCCAAAAGUGUCAUAGAAGCAUCACAAAACGAGUUGGUUGAUUGAGCAGUUGCGUUUUUUUUAUCUCAUAUUUGCUUUUUAUGAUACUCGGUUAUGUUUAGGUUAGGGAGGUAGGUUUUGUUGAUUUAAAACUCGAUAGAGCAUUAACCUCCUUUGGGAGAAAAUAUAGUGCCACUUAGUGGACAUUCUGCCUCAACUGCUGCGUUGCGUGUAAUGUAAUGUCAUUUAGCAAAAAUGUCACUUCAGUUGUGUAAUUUUCAUGAGAUCAGGCUCAACAUAUAUAUAUUGUGUAGGGGACCUACACAAUAUUAGGGAGGUGGUUUUAAUGUUGUGGCUGAUCUGUGUGUAUAUAUAUAUAUAUAUUAUUGGUUCCCCCUAAAAUAAACUUAGAAGUAUGUGGGCUAAUGUUGUGGUUUGGACCUGUAAUCCAGACUUAUAUAGCUGUAGUCUGACAUUGGUUUUUUUAGAGAACCAUACGGCCUCAAGAGUACAGUAUAAUGUCUGACCACCCUCUCAUCCUUUCUGGCCGCAUCCUUUCUUCUUCUAACCAGAUCCAGAGUUUUUCGUCAUGCCAUCAGGAAAAGAAACAGAAACAUAAGACCUUUUUCCCCAAACCCGCAGACAAUUCCUACCCUUUUCCCACACAAUAGCAAAAUAAGUGGAUUACAAGAUGAGUGUGUCCGCAUUCAUGCUUAUAUGAAGGUACAUAAAAGCCGCUACGUAGCCGUAUUUAGCCGUCUUCUGCCACAAACCUGACUUGCAUGUACCUGGGUGAUUCUGCAAUUGAAGGUGUUUUCUGUCACCUAGGAUUAUUAUAGAAAAAAUGCAGGACAAUCUGUUUACACAACCAAUGGAAGAUGUUGGAGUUUUCUUGAAUCUGAUUGAAAACAGUAAUUAUUUCUGCAAUUCGGUUUCCUGACGCUAGUGGCGCAGAAAUUACACACUUCUUUAACAUAAAUGAAACGCAUAGUUUAAAGAAGUUUCAUUUUAACAAGGUUUCAAGUGCUCAAAACUGCCCCAUAUUAAAGAAUCACCCACCUUUGGAUUUCCUCCCAAAGGGCACUAGAAAGUAACUCUUUCUGUUCGUCAUCAAAGCUACCCUUACAGGACUGCAGAGCUUAGUUGCACCAAAAUUAUUUCCAGAUGCCGACUGCGCUGGAGAACCCCCUGAUUAGGCCACAUGUUUACACCUAUGUAAUGUGCAUAAAUGCAGAUGCACUGUUUACAUCAAUAUUGCCCAAGAUUAUGCUGAGUAAGCAUAAUUUCGCAUACGACAAUUUUAAGUUUACUACACAAAGGCUUGUUGAAAUCACUGCAGAUUGAUUUCUGAUGUUCGAGUUACUUAGUUUAAUAAAAUGUGGUUUCAGAGAGCAAAAUAAGAUUGGACAAAUCAGCUGAUUCUAUUUCAUUGUUACAUUAUUAAAAAAAUAUCAAAAUCUAAGGUCCUUUACAGUCAUCAGGGUUUACAUGGCACCAACACCAUCUAAAAGCAACUUUAAAAGUCACUUCUCUGUAACAGUGUUUGAACUAGAGUGCCAAGCUACAGUAUAAAAGUAUAACUUGAAGUAGUUCAACUACAGUCAAGCUACUCCUUUCGAAGUAAUAAGCUACACCACAAGCUACUAACGAAAAGUAGCAAAUGACGUUGAAGCUACUUAAGGGGGCAAAAUAUAUCAGAUGAAUUAAGUCAUAUUUUCUGACACAAAAACAAUGAAGAUUUAUUUAUUUUUUUUUCAGUUAAAGAAUAGGUAUACUAUUCUCUUCAGGAGUUUAGACCCAUAAAGAUGUCUUUAUAUUCCUUCAGACUGGAGUUAUACAAAUGCAGGGAUCUCCAGACCUCCUCACACACAUGCUCUUGACUUGCACAUACACUGUUUUGUUUUUACCUUCAUCUCAUGAUGUUUAGCGAUUACAUCUUCUAGCGCUUCUUCGUGACAGCGAUGGCUCAAAUGUGAGUGUUGCCACCUUGUGGACCCACUAAUUAGUGCAAAUAAAUCCAGGCGCAUGCGCAUUCUACACGUUCAAAGAUGCACGCGUUUAGUGCCCGCAUACUCUGCUAUCGACUAAAUUCGCAUCAUGCAUCCGUCCACGUCUGACCAAAGCAUAAUUUGGGCUUUAGGGUGACGGCAUCAAACUUAAACAGAAACACUAUAUACAACUAAAAAACUUGUGAAUGUUCUUAUUUAUAAAGCUGAGAUGGGAACAUAGUAACAAUGAAAUAUUUCACUAAAGAUUUAAAAUGUUGCGCAAGGACUCGAAUCUGUGAAUUGUUUUUUAAUUUGUUCAUUUACAUGAACGUACGAACGAACCGAACUUUCCAACACUACAUUUGUUAGAGAUGGCAGUUUAAGGCCAAAACACAUUCCACGCAAGUACGUGAACGCAGGCAGUUCUUGUAAUGCAAGCUUGAUUUAGUGUGAUGUUGCAUUGCAAAAUGUGUCAGACCUCAAUUUAUAGCACAACACAAGUACGCGUCGCUUUCUCAGCGUUGCCACAAGGGGCACUCUAGCGGACAUUAGUGUGAACUGUCUGCUUCUACUGUGAGUGUUCUCUUUUAAGUCACUUACUUUCAUGCGGAGCAACAGUUUGAAGAGAAUAUUGCUCUCCAAGUAAGUAAAAGUCAAUAAAUUCAUAGCAACUUACCAGAAUAAUAACACAUCCAGUUUCAUCGCACAGACUUUUGAAAGUAACUCUAUCGCCCCCCUUGAGUACUGAGGUUUGUUACCACCACAGUAACACAAGAACACAUGUUAAGCAUGUUCAACCCGACUCUGCAUUGGCAGUACAUAGGCUAAGUGCUCACAUCUGCGUAUACUUGUGUAAAGUAUGUGUCUGGCCUUAGGAGAAUGCAUUUGACUAUUCACUCAGUUCUCUCAGCUGUAAAGCUACGAGUGCAAUACAGUGUGACAUUAAAAACAACAAUGUAGUGUUUUGUCACACUGCACUGAUAUUUGUUGGAUAUAGAAGCUUGCUUCUGGAAAAGUUAUACUGCUUUAAAAACAGUUAAACUGCUGUCAAUUGCUGGAAAACAGUUAAGUUAGUCACGUCAUUGCUUGAACUUGGCUGUUCCCAACACUGCGCGGUAGAGCAUAUUUCUUAGAAACUGAUGAUAAUGAUAAUAAAUUGAUUUAUUAGAAAGAAGUGUGGCAUCUGUUUUAGAAGCCAUUUUUAAGACUUCCUCUUAAAUAUGAGCUUCGUUCUUUUACAAAUACAGCACAACUGUUGGCUCACAUCACCUACAGUUUGCUCCCUUUCUGCCUGACAGUUGUUUAAUUGUAAGUAUUUGAAUCCUGAACUGCACUUGUGGCAGGGUUAGACCUAAAAUUUGAUCCUACAGAGAUGUUGAAACUGGAUCGGUCUGAGACCAUGUGAAAGUGCUUCUAAUGUGAUAUAAAAGGUGUUUUAGAAUAGUGCAGAAUCCUAAACAUUUCUUCAUUUUAUGUCAUAACUCGUCUUUUUUCCCGAUUUAAAUUUUAAAACUAUAGGGCUGUAAAACUAUAUCAAUAGGGCUGGGUAUUGAUAAAAAUUUCAUAUAUAAAAUAUACCCAAAUGUAUCAAAAUCGAAACAAAAUAAAUUAUAGUUUCUUUCAUAUGUAAGCAAAAUGGACAUUAUAAUUGUUAUAAUGUCCAUUGUGCUUAAGAAAUUCUCUCUCAGCUAAUGGUUAGUUAAAAAUUAUUAACAAGGCCCAAACUAUUGCUAUUUAUUUAACAUAUAUAAUCAUCAACAUGACCAAAACGGAAGUAAACCUUAAAGGAAUAUUCCGGGUUCAAUAAAAGUUUAGCUCAAUCGACAGCAUUUGUUGCAUAAUGUUGAUUAACACAAAAAUUAUUUUCGACUCAUCCCUCCUUUUCCUAAAAAUUUUUUUUUAAAUUGUGGGUACGGUGAGGCACUUACAAUGGAAGUAAAUGGGGCAAUUUUUGGAGGGUUUAAAGGUGGAAAUGUGAAGCUUAUAAUUUUAUAAAAGCACUUACAUUAAUUCAUCUUUUAAAACAUGUACUGUACAUGAGCUGUAAAAUCAUCAGCCAAAUAACAAUAGACAAUGCAUCUAUUUGCACUUCCGCAGUUAAUUAAGAAUGUACUAAGACUUUAGUCAUUAAUCUUACAGUUCAUACAAAAUCUUUUUGUUUAAACAGUGGCCCCUAACAAUUACUUAGUUUAAUAAUUGUAAAUCUUGACUUAUACUACACAUAAAUAACUAAUAUUGGCAUUAUAUUCAUGUUGGUUAUCCAGAGGGGAACUGGCCCCCACAGAGAGCCUGUUUUCUCUCAAAGUUAUUUUUUUUUAAGUAAGUUAGUUUUGUGUUCCUUGCAACAGUCACCUUAAGCUUGCUCACUCGGGGUCUAAAUAUAAAUAUUAUUAUUUUCUAUUAUUUAUUUUAAGGCACAAUUUACAGUCAUGUCUUCUUUCUUUUUUUAAACUACACUAUUAUGACUUGAAGACUUUAAUAUAUUACAGGUUUUUCUGUUGAAGCAUAAUUUUCGGUAAAGCUGCUUUGAAAUUAUGUGUGUUGUGAAAAGCAUUAUGCAAAUAAAAAUAACUUGACUGUAAAGUUGUUUAAAUCAUUGUUUUUGUGGUCGUUUUAGGGUUUUAAGGUUUAUAGUGUUAAGUCGUAAUGGCUACAAAGUUGUAAAAUUGGAUAGAACGUUACACAGAAAAGGUUGGUAUUUUAUCGCUCUAAAAUCAUGUUAACAGGCAUAUUGUUUAAGUCUUGUGUCUAUACUUUUGAAACAGUGAAUAUUUUAAAGUUUACAGAUUGGCCCCAUUGACUUCCAUUGUAAGUGCCUCACUGGAACCCAGAUUUUUUCUUCUUUUUUUUUCUUCUUUUUUUUUAAGAAAAGAAAGGAC